UCUCCCUUCGGUUGCAGAAGACCUGAUAGUUCUGGAUGAAGCUGAAGACCAUUUCAUGGCUCCCCGCAUUAUCCUCUGUCAUAGCCACGGAGGAGCUUCGUCCCCCCCACGUCCAAAAGAAGGACCUUCAACAAAGAAACCAAAAAUGACACAGCCGUGGAGACCGCUUCCCGGUCCUGCAAUACGCGCUGCAAAGCGGAUCCAGGAGGACGAUCGAGGAUUCACCACUGGCCGCCAUGGGCAGGCCUGGCGAAGCCACCGAGCUCGAUCGCAGCGGCAAGAGAUACCAAAAUCCCGAGGAAGAAGCGAUAGCCGAAGAUGCACAAAACGAUGAAGCAGUGGAGGACAGCGAUGACGACGACCGCUUCUUCGAAUCGCUCGACCGCGUCCCCUCUGGCGUCUCCCUUGAUCUCGAUCACGCCUCCUCGGGCUCUGACAGCGAUGAGGAGGACAGCGACGUCCGCAUCUCCUUCGCCUCCGCCAUAGAAGGGCCUCGCUUCUCCAUCUGCGUUGCCGACUUCGACGACUACUUUCACGAAGAUAACGACGAUACCGGCAGCUUCGACUAUGGCAUCUGGAUGGCUGAGCCUGUCUCCCUUACCGAACGCCGUCGCCGCCUACUUCAGGGGAUGGGCCUCACAAGCAGAAAAGACCUUGCUCCUUACAAAAGCCGCCGCAACCCCAACCCCGCCUUCCACCUAUUCCCCCCUCCUCUAUCCCCUUCUUCCGCCGAAUCCAACGCAAAAUCUACCCAUUCUGCACCGGCUCGGCGGCCGUCGCCUCAUAAACCUGCCUACCUUUCCCGAUACUUUUCCGAUUCGCAUUUGACUUUCCAAGGGCCGGCGGAAACGGGGCUUAUCCGAUCGUUCUCCUCGCCGCCGUCCCCAUGGCUCCACCGCGACAUGGGAAAGAAAAGCGGGGCCUUUCGUGCGAAGGCCGGAAGCAAUAAGGAACGUGGCGGUUCAGAAGCAGACAGCGCGGAGACAGUCGCUGUGGCGUGCAAGAUAAAAAAUUUGGACACUGGAAAGGAGUUCUUGGUGAGCGAGGUCGGAAAGGACGGAACUUGCGGCCGGCUCAACGACGUGCAGACCGGGUUGCAGCUCACCAUGGACGAGUUCGAGCGAUUCCUUGGCUUCUCCCCCAUUGUUAAGGAGCUGAUGCGUCGCGUUAAUCUCGGUGAAGAUAAAAAGAACGGAGGCAAUAGCAGCUCAACGCGUCAGGGGUACAGUGGAAAGAGUUCCAAAUCCGGGAGGAGGAAGAGGGGAAGCUGGCUGAAGAACAUAAAGUUCGUCGCCAGCUCUGUGACGGGCCUCAUCUCCGAGAAGGAGAGGUACCCCACCGCUUCGGCCGGCGCCACCAUUUCUGGCGUCGUUUUUGGCCGUGGAAAGUCGUCGUCUUUAAAUGGGAACUCCUCGGAUUGGCUCAAGGUGCAUCAGCACGGGAAAUCUUACAAGGAGCUUACAGGGCUCUACAUGUGCCAAGAGAUCCAGGCUCAUGAGGGCUCGAUUUGGUGCAUGAGAUUUAGCGCUGACGGCCGAUUCCUUGCUAGCGCCGGUGAGGACAGGACCGUUCAUGUGUGGCAGGUGAAGGAAUCCGACACAGUCUCGACCUUCUCUACAUUGCGGCGGCAGGGGUUGAGCCAUUCUUCCACUGCGCUGGUGCCAAAUAUGUCGACGUCUUCUCAGAAGGAGGAGCAGGCUGCGAUUAUAGGCUCCCACCCUUGGAAGAGGACUAGGAAGGGAAGCAGAAAGCGCUCUCUUCCUGAUUAUGUUGUCUUGCCGGAUAACAUUUUCUCGAUCUCUGAGAAGCCGUUUUGCUCUUUUGAAGGUCACCUCGGUGAUGUCUUGGACCUCUCCUGGUCCAAAUCUCAGCAACUUCUUACAUCAUCAAUGGACAAAACUGUGAGACUAUGGGACAUCAAGAGCAGGUCCUGUCUGAAGUUGUUUGCCCACAAUGAUUAUGUAACAUCCAUCCAGUUCAAUCCCGUUGAUGAUGAUUACUUCAUUAGUGGAUCUCUUGAUGGCAAGGUUCGCAUAUGGAGUAUACCAAACCGUCAGGUUGUUGACUGGAGUGAUCUGCGCGAAAUGGUUACUGCUGUAUGCUAUACUCCUGAUGGCCAGGGAGCUUUGGUUGGUUCGCACAAAGGAAGAUUUCGUUUUUACAAUACUUCUGAUUAUAAACUUUCUCAAGAAAGUCAAGUAGAUAUCAGUAACAAGAAAAAGAAGUCGCAUGCAAAGAAAAUAACCGGGCUCCAGUAUGCGCCGGAUGAUCCAUCCCAAGUCAUGGUGACAUCUGUUGGUUCACAGAUUCGAGUCUUCGAUGGUGUUGAUGUUAUUCACAAAUUCAGAGGUUUUCGGAAUACAAGCAGUCAGAUAUCAGCAUCCUUCUCUUCAGACGGAAAAUACAUCAUCUGUGCGAGCGAGGACUCCAAUGUGUACAUAUGGAAGCGUGGCACAGCACAUAGGGCCGGUGGUGGAGGGAAAAGUAAGGGUUGGGUUACCACUCGAUCCCACGAGUACUUCUACUGCAAGGAUGUCUCAGUUGCAAUCCCAUGGCCGAACAAUGGAAGCAACCAUGAGAAGCCAACUUUGCCAUUGCCAUCCUCAGGAAACUUGGGGCCAUCAAACAGAUCACAGAAAUCAAGCCACAGCCUACAUGACUCCUUCCCAAAGAAGGGCUUGCUGGAACAAAUACUCCCUACAAGCCCCGACAAAGUGCAACCAUCAGCAUCUGGCCUGAGCAACUCAUCUUCUUUGCGCUCACUACGGUCUUCCAUUAAUUCUUCGUCGUCAUUUGCAUCUUGGGGAUGGGUUGGUGGAAGCAGGAAGGUGGUUACAAACAGUUUGGAGAGUUCAAAUGCUUGGGGUUUAGUUGUUGUUACUGCAGACCUGGGAGGUAAUAUCAGGAUAUACCAAAACUUUGGCUUGCCUGUGAGGCUUAGCAGGCAGAACAACUUGUUCUAGGAGGAUGAUAAGAUUGUGCUAUUUUUUUCAUUAUUUAAGAGGUGAAAGCCUGAAGAUUAUAUGCACUGUAAAUCCUGCUAUCCAUACCUUUGGGUCUCUGUCAUCUUCUCUUGUUGCUCAGUAUGCUUCAUGGUUCUGUAAAUUCUUCAUUUCAUGUGGAUCAGAGAGUUUAGUGGAGCAAUCCUUUGACAUCAUCUCUGAUGUUAACAAGGUGUCAUAUGGAAAUUGUAUUAUAACGUUUAUUUUUUGGAUUUAAAGAACAUAAACAGCUCUGACAAACAAGCGAAGAAGCAAGCUUCCUUCAAAGAGUGUGACAGAGCAGAUCUAUUUGACUUGUUGCAAGGAUUGUGAAUAGAUUUUCUUAAGUUAAAAAUUGAUUAUGUUGCAAUUAUAGCAAAAUAUCUUGUUUUUGUCAGUAGAUAUUCUGCACUUUUGAUCUACUUUGUAUGAGAAACAUCUGAUCCAUUUUUUUCA
This is a messenger RNA of Dendrobium catenatum, 3437 nucleotides long. Its product is annotated as WD repeat-containing protein 44. The transcript is spliced from 7 exons. Gene Ontology annotation, molecular function: protein binding. Lineage: Eukaryota; Viridiplantae; Streptophyta; Magnoliopsida; Asparagales; Orchidaceae. The record is from RefSeq and is a predicted model, not a curated record. Bases 237 to 2963 code for a protein of 908 amino acids.